This is a messenger RNA of Gastrolobium bilobum, 2829 nucleotides long. Its product is annotated as plastidic ATP/ADP-transporter-like. Bases 60 to 1943 code for a protein of 627 amino acids. Gene Ontology annotation, molecular function: ATP:ADP antiporter activity. Lineage: Eukaryota; Viridiplantae; Streptophyta; Magnoliopsida; Fabales; Fabaceae. The transcript is spliced from 5 exons. Gene Ontology annotation, cellular component: membrane. The record is from RefSeq and is a predicted model, not a curated record. Gene Ontology annotation, biological process: nucleotide transport.
UAUUCUCUAAUCUCGACUCUUGUCUCUGUCUCUCUCUUUAUGUUCUGAGAGAGAGAGUCAUGGAGGCUGUUCUUCAGACCAAAGGGCUUCUCUCUCUCCCUACAAACCCCAGGAACAGGCUUUUGCAUCCAUCCCAGGGCUUAAAGCACAGAUUUUUAUCACUAAACCCCCAAACCCUUGGUGGGUCUUCUCUAACUGCCAAUGGAUUCCAAAAACUCCAUUGUUUUGCAUCAAAAGCUAAUGCCUUUGAUCACAAGAAUAAAAAUUUGUUCAUCUGCAGGGCUGAAGCUGCUGCUGCUGCUGAUGGACAACCAUUAUUUGAGGAAAUUGAGGUUGAGAAACCAAAGUUCUUGGGUAUUGAGGUUACCACCUUCAAGAAGAUUAUACCUUUGGGGAUGAUGUUCUUUUGCAUACUCUUUAACUAUACGAUUCUAAGAGACACAAAGGAUGUUCUGGUUGUAACAGCAAGAGGAAGCAGUGCAGAGAUUAUACCGUUUCUCAAAACAUGGGUGAACCUUCCCAUGGCUGUUGGGUUCAUGUUGUUGUACACAAAAUUGGCUAAUGUUUUGUCCAAGCAAGCUCUCUUCUACACUGUUAUUCUCCCCUUCAUUGCUUUCUUUGGUGCGUUCGGGUUUGUUUUAUACCCUCUCAGCAACUAUAUCCACCCUCAGGCAUUUACGGACAAGCUCCUCAACAUCCUUGGACCAAGGUUCCUCGGUCCACUUGCAAUUGUGAGAAUUUGGAGCUUCUGUUUGUUCUAUGUCAUGGCUGAAUUGUGGGGGAGUGUGGUCAUUUCCGUCCUGUUUUGGGGGUUUGCUAAUCAGAUAACUACUGUCGAGGAAGCAAAACGAUUCUACCCACUAUUUGGACUUGGGGCCAAUGUAGCCCUUGUGUUCUCUGGCCGGACGGUGAAAUACUUUUCUAAUCUGAGGAAGAAUUUAGGUCCUGGAGUUGAUGGUUGGGCCAUCUCUCUAAAAGGAAUGAUGAGCAUAGUUGUGCUUAUGGGGUUUGCAAUCUGUUUCCUGUACUGGUGGGUGAAUAAUUUUGUUCCUCUUCCUACACGUAGCAAGAAGAAGAAGGAGAAGCCCAAAAUGGGAACAAUGGAGAGCUUGAAGUUCUUGGUGUCUUCAAGGUACAUUAGAGAUCUUGCCACUUUAGUGGUUGCUUAUGGAAUUAGCAUUAAUCUUGUUGAGGUUACAUGGAAGUCUAAGCUCAAAGCUCAGUUUCCUAGCCCUAAUGAGUACUCUUCUUUUAUGGGCGACUUCUCGACCGCAACUGGAAUUGCAACAUUCACAAUGAUGCUUGUGAGCCAAUUUAUAUUUGACAAAUAUGGAUGGGGAGUUGCUGCAAAGAUCACACCAACGGUUCUGCUUUUGACAGGAGUUGGUUUCUUUUCUCUUAUAUUGUUUGGAGACCCACUUGCACCUGGUCUUGCAAAGUUUGGAAUAACUCCACUACUAGCAGCUGUAUACGUAGGUGCCAUGCAGAACAUAUUCAGUAAGAGUGCUAAGUACAGCUUAUUUGACCCCUGCAAAGAAAUGGCCUACAUUCCCUUGGAUGAGGACACCAAGGUUAAAGGAAAGGCAGCCAUUGAUGUUGUGUGCAACCCAUUAGGGAAGUCAGGAGGUGCCCUUAUUCAGCAAUUUAUGAUAUUAACUUUUGGUUCUCUAGCUAACUCAACACCAUACCUUGGAGGGGUGCUUCUGGUGAUUGUUCUUGCAUGGCUAGCAGCUGCCAAGUCCUUGGAUACCCAGUUUACUGCAUUGCGUCAGGAGGAAGAACUUGAGAAAGAGAUGGAAAGAGCAUCUGCUGUUAAGAUACCAUUGGUGGCUGAGAAUGAGGGUGGAAAUGGUUCUCUUGCAAGUGGUUCACCAUUAAAUCCAGCAGCAGGUGAUUCCUCAAGUAGUCCAUCAGAGGCCUCAACUCCUCGCAAAAAUAUUUAAAAAACAUGCUUCUUUCUGUCAAAUUCCCAUGCAGAAAGAAUGAGUAGAACUCUUGAGAGCAGUGUUAUUAGGUGAAACUAUUUGUUGUAGGUUACUACUAAGCUUAUAGAAUAAGUUUGCUAGCUACUUUUGUGGAGUCCCAAUAUAUUUUUUCUUUGGCCCCUAUAGAAAGGUUUGCUUCUUAUUACCAAGGUUUACUGUUUUGGUGAACACAUUUUUUGUUCUAUAUAGUAGAUAGAACUUGUUUGUAAUCUGUAUUUAUAGUAUAUCUCUUGAAUGGGUUGAUCAGGGCUUUGAGGGCUAAAUCUUAAAAUGGGCUUUGCUUUGAUUUUGAGCUCUAUGAGACCCUUGCAGACUUGAAGUCCAUGACUUCAAAUUUCAUUUUUGACUCCUACGGCUACCAGUUUCGGUUUACGGUUAAACCAUCAUGGGAUGGGCUGGGAUGGGAUGGGAUGGGCCUGGAUCAAACAAAAUAAUAAAUGCAGGGGACCAGUUUCACUCAGAGCUUCUCUUGUCCGCUUCAAAACUGACAAAUAAGGAUGCUCACGAGCUUGGGUUAGCCUGUAACGUUGUGAUGCACUGAUGCAAUACACAAUUUUUUCUUUUCCUACUUUAACAUAACUUUAGUAUUUUAUUUUUGGAUAUUUUAAGGAGGUUGAACUGGACUUGAGGGUGAAUGUAAAAUGGGAAUGUGUGACCAGUAAGGACAGUUUAGUUAAUUGACUUUUUACGUACUAGUUGAGUUUAAAUUUAUAAAGAUUUCCUAUUAUUAGCCUAUGAGUAAUUUUUUUAUUACUUGAUGUUAGUAGUUUAUACUUUGUAGUUUGGCUUGAUUUUAAAAUCAUAGCAAAGGUGAUGUUUGGGAUAGAAUCUCUACUACAUUUAU